This is a messenger RNA of Pteropus alecto (black flying fox), 2010 nucleotides long. It is a transcript of the gene CD96, whose product is annotated as CD96 molecule. The transcript is spliced from 14 exons. The coding region runs from base 69 to 1772 and encodes 567 amino acids. The record is from RefSeq and is a predicted model, not a curated record. NCBI's taxonomy places the organism in Eukaryota, Metazoa, Chordata, Mammalia, Chiroptera, Pteropodidae. Gene Ontology annotation, biological process: inflammatory response; cell-matrix adhesion.
UUAGUUAAAGGCAUCAAUUGACUUCUGUGAACAUGAUGGAAAUGCUGGUGUGAGGCCUUCAGGAGACAAUGGAGAAAAAAUGGACAUACUGUGCUGUCUAUUCCAUCAUCCAGAUACAUUUUGUCAGGGGAGUAUCGGAAGAAACAUUCAAUGCAGGAAAAGACAUUUAUGCUUUACCUGGCUCUGAUGUCAACCUGACCUGCCAAACCCAGAAGAAAGGCUUGGUGCAAAUGCAAUGGUCCAAGGUCACUGAAAAGGUAGACCUCAUUGCCCUUUAUCAUCCUCAACAUGGCUUCCACUGUGCCAGUGGGAUUCCCUGUACAUCACUGGUGGCUUUCACAGAAACUCCUGGGAAUGUGUCAAAAUGGACUCUGCUUUUAAGGAACAUGUCUUCCUCACUCAGCGGGAAGUAUGAGUGCAGCUUUACUUUGUAUCCAGAGGGCAUUCAGACCAAAAUCUACAACCUUCUCAUUCAAACAAAUGUUACACAGGAUGAAUGGAGAAGCAACAAUACAAUAGAAAUAGAGAUAAAUGAGACUCUGGAAAUACCAUGCUUUCAAAAUAUCUCCUCAGAAAUUUCAUCUGAGUUCACCUUUGCAUGGUCGGUGGAGGAUAAUGGAACUCAGGAAAUACUUAUUACUGAAGAUCACUCCAUCAGCAAUUCCACAUUAUUUAAAGACAGAGUCAAGCUAGGCACGGACUAUGGGCUCUACCUCUCUCCAGUCCAAAUUCAUGAUGAUGACCGGAAGUUCUCUUGCCACGUCAUAGUCAGGCCUGGCAAAAUCUUAAGGAGUUCUACUACAAUCAAGGUUUUUGCUAAGCCAGAAAUCCCCAUGAUUGUGGAAAAUAACUCCAUGGAUUUCUUAGGAGAGAGAAUAUUUACCUGCUCACUGAGGAAUGUAUAUCCCACAGCAAAUCUCACAUGGUUUAUAGACAGAAGCUUUCCUCAAGGCGAAAGAGAAGAAAUCUACACUACUACUGAAGAGAGAAAAAACAAAGGUGGAUUUUUGGAACUGAAGUCUGUUUUGACAAGGGUGUAUGGCAAUAAACCAGCCCAAUCGAACAACCUGACCAUCUGGUGUAUGGCUCUGUCUCCAGUCCCUGGAAAUAAAGUGUGGAAUAUCUCAUCCAAAAAGAUCACUUUUUCCUUGGGCUCAGUGGCCCCUCCAACAAAUCCUGCAUUAAAUUUUACAGAAUCUACCCUUGACAUUCAACCUUCUUCAGCCAACAGCAUACCUCCUACAAGCUAUCAAGCUCCAUCUUCAAUAACCCCUGUAGAUGUGAGUACAUCGACUCCAAAUGCCACACCUCCAACCAGCAAUUCCAAUGUGACUAUCCAAGGCUUCAACUACUCCUGGACCUCCAGUGGGAAAGACACCAAAAACUAUUCAUGGAUGCCCAGUGAAAUGUACAGUCCAUUCCCCUCAAACAUAGGCUCAACACUUCAUGGUGAUGUCUUCACCAGCACAUCCAAAGCAUUGUCAAGUAUUCUCACAACUGCCAAUGGAUCUACUGAAAAUAAUCAGAUCCAUAUCACUGGUAUUGUGGUUAAUAGGCCCAAAGAAGGAAUGUCUUGGCCAGUUAUUGUGGCAGCUUUGCUUUUUAUUUGCCUGGUAUUGUUUGGUCUUGGACUGAGAAAAUGGUGUCAAUACCAAAGAGAAAUCAUGGAAAGACCCCCACCUUUCAAGCCACCUCCACCUCCCAUCAAGUACACUUGCAUUCAAGAGUCCAUUGGAAGUGAUCUGCCUUGUCAUGAGAUGGACACGCUGUAGUUCUUUGAGACUUUGCCAUACAACAAAACUCUGCUAAAAUCCUAUUGAGAAGAUAGAUAUUUUGUAUUGCUAAAUAUUUGCCUUCUAGCCAAGCUUCCACUGCAGCUGAAAUGAAUGUCAGAAGAGAAUGACUUGUUUUCCCAGCAGCUCAUCCCCUUUCAUCUGCAUGUCCCUUUAAAUGAGAGUGAGAGGAUAUGUCAUGCUGACACCCAGUGCAAUCUGUAGGAAAUAUUCUUGC